Messenger RNA from Cladocopium goreaui, 2091 nucleotides. NCBI's taxonomy places the organism in Eukaryota, Dinophyceae, Suessiales, Symbiodiniaceae. The record is from the annotation of a GenBank genome assembly.
GUGCAAACCCUUCGAAAUGAAGUUGCGAUGAUACGAAAAAGGUUGCGACAGGGGAUCUACGAUCAGUCGCAAGCAAGGGAAAUGGAAGCACAACUCCGCGGUGACGAAUACCUGCAGGAUCAGUUCAGCUCGUCAUACGAAGAGAUGCAGGUGAAAGCUAAGACAGCUGAGGGUCUUCGUCGGCGAACCUUGCGGCGUUUGGGCUUGUGCCAGUCAGUGGGACAAGUUGAAAAGGCGGGCAGCAACUUCAUUGUGGUGCAGAAGAUUUCCUUGGAUCCCUUGCUGUCUGGCCGUCUCACAUGGACUAUGUCACCAGGAGAACAGCUGCGAAUUGGCAGCGAGCCAGACUGUGAAAUUGUGGUCGAUGGUUUGGGCGUGGAAGCGGAGAUGUGUCGCUUGCACUGUCUCAAUGCCAAUGAGAUAGAAGUGUUGCCUGGUUCUCAAACUUUUCCGCUGGAGGAGGAAGGAAAAGAGUCGCUGCACAGGAGAGGCUCCUUGUACAAACGCUACAGUAGCACCUUGGUGAUGGUCAACAGCGUGGUGUUGCAGGAGCCGCAGAUUCUGCGCUGUGGAGACUUUCUCAGAGUCGGCAGGAGCCACUUCUUUCGAGUCAAUGAUGGUGAGGCAACGCUGAACCGGUCGCAGGAUGCCAAACAAGCCAUGGAGCGUGCUUUUGGCAUCAACGGAUUCACCAAGGACGCAGAGCUCUUGCGGGAGCGCCUCGGAGCGCAACGGGGUGACGAGGUAAUCAGGGACCUCAAAGAUUUAAAGCUCGUCGUGGAAGAGGCGAACGAACUGACGGUAGAAUUGCGAGGUAGCGAUGAUCUUUCAUUUAAGGGCCGUGUGCUCAUGGAUCCCCUGGACAACGAGGAACCUGCGGUGGUGGUGUCAUUGAUGGAGCGUCAAGAUGCUGAUGGAAGCUGCUACUUGACUGAGAGGAGUCCUGCGAUCGCCACUUGGACGCUUGCUGAGUUUCAGCAGCGACUAGAGGUGAUGCGAGACAUCUAUGAUGAGGCGAUGGAUCCGGGAGGGCAGAACCGUAGCCAGAUGCAGCCAGUGGUUCUCGUGAGUCGAAGGACCUUCCUGUCACAUCUCCGAAACCGUUCCUUCGACUCCUGGGAGGAACUGGUACAAGCCUUACCCUAUGCUGAUCUUCCUCAAGGCACCAGUGAAACCAUUAUCAAAUGUGAUACUGUGGAGAUUUGCACCUGGGUGGCCACCUUUUUGAUCCAAUCCUGCAUCUGGGGCCUGGUGGUUUAUUUUGCGGACCAGAGCAUGGUUCUGGGAGCUCUCUUCUCGGCAAGCUAUGGCCUGGUGCUAUGGCUCUGUGUUGACCAAUGGCUCCCACGAAACAUGGCGGGGAAGCUGUGGCCCAACCUUCCAGUGGCCGUGGGCGCCACCGGGACACUGUUUCUACUGUGCAUGCAGAAAGACAGCAAGGAUAUCUCUCCAGUUGGAGUGUUGUUGUGUUGUAUUCUGCCUGCAACCACGAUGACCUUAUUUUGGAUGAGAAGACUGCCUGAAGACCCUGACCGUGCAACGCUGGUGACCAACCUUUUCCUUGAGAUUUGGGCAGCAAGCAUCGCGCUUCGCCUAAUGAUCACUGGAGAAGAGAGCUUGUCAGCAUCAUCAUAUUCUGACUUUGCGAGUCUGACAUCCAUUGGAACUCUUUGGGUCAUCAUUUCCGUCCUUUUGUAUCACUUCCCCAGCGCUUGGGGAUCCGUGGAACUGGUGACCUGGACUUUGAACGUUGGGGUCCUUGGUGUUGGAGCUGGCACUUCAGGCUUGCUGGCCACCUUUGUGAUUCAACACCCACGUCUGGAGCUGAUGGGUUGGUUUCCUUUCUCCGUCAUCAACGGGGUCACUGGCCUUCUGGGCUUCAAGUUGCAGCGUAGCUUCCCGGUGCUGCUCAGCGCCUUGGCCUUGGCCAUCGUCUCCAUCCGGGCCAGUCUCUUCAUCUCCGACGUCACAGGGAGCACAGUGGCAGGCAUUUGUAGCUUUGGCUUGCUGGGCUUCGCCGUGAUCGCAGCGGCCCAGGAACUUGACAGGUCAUCUCAGGGCUUCACCGCCAAAGGUCGACGAGUGGAGUAA